This is a messenger RNA of Encephalitozoon intestinalis ATCC 50506, 2598 nucleotides long. RefSeq names its product rho-associated coiled-coil containing protein kinase. The record is from RefSeq and is a predicted model, not a curated record. Gene Ontology annotation, molecular function: ATP binding; protein serine/threonine kinase activity. The coding region runs from base 1 to 2598 and encodes 865 amino acids. Gene Ontology annotation, cellular component: cytoplasm; cytoskeleton. Gene Ontology annotation, biological process: actomyosin structure organization; signal transduction; peptidyl-threonine phosphorylation. Lineage: Eukaryota; Fungi; Microsporidia; Unikaryonidae. The transcript has a single exon.
AUGGAGAGGGAGAGGAUAAACAUAAUUGGAGACUGUUUAGAAGCGGUUUACCAUGAGGUCUCUGGGAAGGGAACAGGCGCGCCAUUAGAGAGAAUUAAGGAGAUUGUUAGAGCAAAGACAAAGCCCUCUGAUUACGAAAUUAUAAAGAAUGUGGCUAAAGGUGGGUACGGGGAAGUUUUUCUUGUAAAAAGAGAAAAGAUAUAUGCUAUGAAAAGGGUUUCUAAGGAGCUUGUUCUCAGACAGCCACAUACAGCAUUGUUUAUGGCUGAAAAGGAGGCGAUGGUUGAUUGUAUUGGGAGUGAAUGGCUUGUGUGUGCACACAUGACAAUGCAGGAUGAGGAGUAUCUCUACUACUUAAUGGACUUUAUUCCUGGAGGAGACUUCAUGGGUCUCCUAUCCAAGGAAGAUGUUCUAGAAGAGGACUGGGUGAGAUUCUAUACGGCCGAGAUAGUUGCAGCACUGGAUGAACUCCACAAGCUGGGAUGGAUACACAGAGACCUGAAACCGGACAAUGUACUUAUUGGAAUUGAUGGGCAUGUGAAGCUGGCGGACUUUGGUAGCUGUAUUAAGAUGAGGGAUGGAAAGGCAAGAUCAUCUAUUACGGUUGGGACACCAGACUAUGUUUCUCCGGAUGUAUUGUGCUCUGUGAAUGAAGAAUGUGAAUACGAGGAGGAUGUGGAUUUCUGGACGCUUGGAGUUAUAAUCUACGAGAUGAUCUACGGAACAACUCCCUUCUAUUCCGACACUUUGAUGGAAACAUAUCGAAGGAUAACAAAGGUUGAGUUUGGAUUUCCCUUCAAGGUGUCUCCGGAGCUUACGAGCCUGAUUAAGAGUCUAAUAACAACGAAGGAUAAAAGGAUGAAAAUUAAUGAGAUAAAGUCUCAUGCCUUUUUCAAAGGAAUAGACUGGGACAGGCUUAAGGAGCUUAAGCCACCUUUUGUUCCUGAAAUCAGUGGAGAUUCCGACACAUCCCAUUUUGUUGACACACAAUUCGACCCUGAGAAAAGGAAGCCGGAUGUCAAAGGAAAUUAUAUGCCGUUUGUGGGAUUUACUUUUGAUCCCGAGUUUGUGUCCAAGUUCAGUGUUAUGAUGGAAAAGGAGAUGGACAGAGCAAGUAACGAACUUGAGUUGAAGGUUAGAGAGCAUGAAGGGACUCUUGAGAAUCUUUUGAUUAAGAUUUCUGAGAACAAAAGGCUUAUUGAUUUACAAAGCCAAGAGCUCACGGGGACGAAAGCCGAGCUCGAAAAUGCCAAGAUAAAACUGGAAGAUUCGAAAGGAGAGAUCCAAAAGCAUCAGAAGGAGCUGAAAGAGGUCUUAACAGAACUCCUCGCAGAAAAAGAGGAAUUGGAGGAAGCCAAGACCGAGCUUGAGAGAUACAAAAAAUGGUUGAAAGGCAUUACCGAGGAAGUGAACAGUAAGGACUUCCUUUCUGAAGAAUAUUCUAUUGCUGAGAAAAUGCCGGAAAAUGUAGACAGGCUCCUGGGAUCAAUUGAAUCUUUGGGGAAGAAAGAUGUCCUGAUUAAAGAUCUCUCUUCUUCUAUUCAUGAAGCUAGGAGAGAAACGGAAGAAAUAAUGGAUAUCUUUGGCAACCUCCAGGAAUCUAUGAAUAAGCUGAUUAUAGAGAACAAAGGGCUGAAAUCCGAGAUUGAGAUUUAUAGGGAGAAAUGCCAAGAGAUUCUCAGGAUGAGAGCAACACUUGAAUCGGAGAAUAAAAUCCUCACGGAGAAACUCAAGUCAGAGGGCUUGGAUAGCCUGAAAAGGCAACUUAGACUAAAAGCUACCGAGAUUAAGGAAUAUGAGCAAAAGCUUAACCAGGAAAUUCUUCUUAGGAAGAGUGUAGAAGAAGAAUUGAACUUUCUAAAGAAAGAAAGAACAAAGGUUCAUAGAGUAGCUGGAAAGCAAUCCUUUUCGUGCCAUCUGCUUAACGGAGAAUCUACUAUUGUAAGAGUGGAAGAAGACCACCUGUGGGUUGGAGAGGAAAGACAUUACAUCUCUAAUGUCUAUGUUGGAGAACUAAGGCCCAACGAACUUCACCAUCUUCCCCAAAAGAAAAUCCCAAUGACCUUGAAAAUUAUCUUUAUGAACGAGGAAGUAAAAAGUGUAAGCUCGGCAGGCCGAAGAAGCCUGAAAUCUCUGGAAGAAGACCUUAAUACGGAAAUAGCCAUCAAGGAAGGAAUAGAAAAGAUCAGGACCCUACUUCAGGGAAAAACACUGGAGGAAGCAAACAUGCAGCUUGAGGGAUCAAACCGAAAGAUAAGCCAGCUAAAGGCCGAAAUCGAAAGAAGCCGAAAGAGUACGAUUGAAGAGAGCAUCCCUGAUGACCCUGUGAAGAUCUAUGAGUUUAACAAUCACCUAUUUGCUUCUAAGACGCUACCUCAGGGAUCUCUCUGUGACUUCUGUAACGAGGUUCUAUAUGGACUUGUCAACCAGGGAUUCGAAUGUAGAGACUGCAAAAUGAUUGUCCAUAAGUCUUGCUAUGUCCUUGGAGAUGUCUCUUGUGAACUCUACUCUGCACUGAAGACCGGGAAAACAUACUAUGUUACGAUGAGGACAAUUGAAGAGAAGGACAAACUCCUGGGUAUAAGUAAGGGAUAUUAA